GUUGCUGUUGACGCCCGUAGACGGCCGGGCGAGGGAAAGUGGCAAGAUGGCGGCUCCCACGGCGGAGGCGUGGAGGCUCGCCGCCUCGGAGAGCCUCGGGGCUAGUCGCUCGGGUGCUUGGCCUGAUCGCGGCUGGAGCCUCAGCUGAGAAUCCCUCGGUACCGGUUCCCAUUCGUGAGGGCGUCCCCCCCUCCUCCCCACAGGGAAACUUCAACAGGCCCUUGUUGGAGGGGGCGGGAAUAGUGCGAGGGCGGGAGAGAACAGUGACGUCUACACACCCCGCCCCCUCGCCCUACCGUCGCCAUGUUUAGUUGUUACUUCUUUACACAAGAUGGCGGCUCCCAGGGAGGAGGCAUGAGCGCCCUGCCGUUACAGCUCCUUCUGCCGUACAGUCGCCACUUCGGGGCGUAACUCUGGCACUUGGGGUCUGUUCCUGUGGGACGGAGUUAUCAGUAAGGAAGUGAGGAUCGGACGCUGUCUCGCCUUGGGUCUGUGGUGGAUGAACUGACCCAAGAGGAAGAGAAUAGGGGGGACGGAGGAGCUAGUCUCAAGAUGGCGGCUCCCUGAGCGGUAGAGGCGGACUGAGGGGAGCGGUUCGACAGCUCAGAAGCCGUACGGCGCUGGCUCCACCGCCGACCCACUCCCUCGAGAGCCGAAGCUCUUUCCACGAGUGACCGGCGCGCCCACUUUCUCCCGCGUGUGGAGCUUGUUUCGGGAGCGGCGGAGUGCUGGGCGGGGAAGCGACACGGUCCCAAGAUGGCGGCUCCCACAAUUGUGGUUUGAGCGCCGGCGGGGCUGAAGUCGAGCACUGCGCUGGUGGCUUCUCUCCACCCGCCCCGGAAGCCGGCCAGAGCCGGAGACUCGCAGCAGGGGGGCGGUGUGUGAGUUGUGUGGGAACCGGGCCGGGACUCCGCCAUUUCCGGCGGGGGAGGGCUACGACUGAGGAAGGGAGGAGAGACAGGCGGCUCAAGAUGGCGGCUCCCACAGCCGCUCGCCCCGGCGCGUGAGCGGGAGCGUACGAGCGGGAAGUCAGAACGUCGGCACAGUACCGUACGUGUCUGCUGGCGCCUCGGCCCUCGGCGUUGUGAGCCGGCUCGACGGGACCAGGCGGAGCGAAGAGCGGGGGAAGAGCUGAAGAGGAGGAGGGCGGUUAAGAUGGCGGCCUCCAUGGGCCGGUCCGCCGCGGUGUGAGGAAGCGCUUCUGUGGGAGAGCUGCCUCAGAGCCGAGGGGGUGUGUGAGAGACUAGGGGGCUCUGGUCUCGCCUCAGGACUCAUUCCCGCCGCGCCUCCGAAGAGCCAUGGCUUCGGCCGUGUCGCCCGCCAACUCGCCUGCGGUGCUGCUGCAGCCGCGCUGGAAGCGAGUGGUGGGCUGGUCGGGCCCCGUGCCCCGGCCCCGCCACGGCCACCGCGCCGUGGCCAUCAAGGAGCUCAUCGUGGUGUUCGGCGGCGGCAACGAGGGCAUCGUGGACGAGUUGCACGUGUACAACACGGCAACCAACCAGUGGUUUAUCCCAGCUGUGCGAGGGGACAUCCCCCCAGGGUGUGCAGCCUAUGGCUUCGUAUGUGAUGGCACACGCCUGCUGGUGUUUGGUGGUAUGGUGGAAUACGGCAAAUACAGCAACGACCUCUAUGAACUACAGGCCAGUCGCUGGGAGUGGAAGAGACUCAAAGCCAAGACACCCAAGAACGGCCCCCCUCCAUGUCCUCGACUUGGACACAGCUUCUCUCUCGUGGGCAACAAAUGCUACCUGUUUGGGGGUCUGGCCAACGACAGUGAGGACCCCAAGAACAACAUUCCAAGAUAUCUGAAUGACUUGUACAUCCUGGAAUUGCGCCCGGGUUCUGGAGUAGUCGCCUGGGACAUACCCAUCACCUAUGGGGUCCUGCCUCCACCCCGAGAGUCGCACACUGCUGUGGUCUACACUGAGAAGGACAACAAGAAGUCCAAGCUGGUUAUUUAUGGGGGGAUGAGUGGCUGCAGACUCGGGGACCUCUGGACCCUGGAUAUUGAGACACUGACAUGGAACAAGCCCAGUCUUAGUGGAGUAGCGCCACUCCCUCGGAGCUUGCACUCAGCCACGACCAUCGGAAACAAAAUGUACGUCUUUGGUGGCUGGGUUCCUCUCGUCAUGGAUGACGUCAAGGUGGCCACACAUGAGAAGGAGUGGAAGUGCACCAACACAUUGGCUUGUCUCAACCUGGAUUCCAUGGCCUGGGAGACCAUCCUCAUGGACACGCUGGAGGACAACAUUCCCCGAGCCCGAGCUGGCCACUGUGCUGUCGCCAUCAACACCCGCCUGUACAUUUGGAGCGGGCGCGACGGCUACCGCAAGGCCUGGAACAACCAGGUGUGCUGUAAGGACCUCUGGUAUCUGGAAACAGAAAAGCCACCACCCCCUGCGCGGGUGCAGCUGGUACGAGCCAACACCAACUCCUUGGAGGUGAGCUGGGGGGCGGUGGCCACUGCCGACAGCUACCUUCUGCAGCUCCAGAAAUACGACAUUCCUGCCACGGCUGCUACGGCCACCUCCCCCACACCCAACCCCGUCCCUUCGGUACCUGCCAACCCCCCCAAGAGCCCGGCCCCAGCUGCUGCUGCUCCUGCCGUGCAGCCCCUGACCCAGGUGGGCAUCACACUCCUGCCUCAGGCAGCUGCUGCGCCCACCACCACCACCACCAUCCAGGUCUUGCCGACAGUGCCUGGCAGCUCCAUUUCUGUGCCUGCCACAGCCCGAAACCAAGGUGUCCCUGCUGUUCUCAAAGUGACUGGGCCACAGGCCACUGCAGGCACCCCGUUGGUCACCAUGAGACCCGCCAGUCAAGCGGGCAAGGCUCCCGUCACCAUGACCUCUCUGCCUGCGGGCGUGCGCAUGGUCGUCCCUGCCCAGAGUGCCCAGGGGACGGUGAUUGGCAGCAACCCACAGAUGAGUGGUAUGGCUGCCCUGGCAGCUGCCGCUGCGGCCACUCAGAAGAUCCCUCCUUCCUCGGCACCCACUGUGCUGAGUGUACCAGCGGGCACCACGAUUGUUAAGACAGUGGCUGUGACCCCUGGCACCACCACCCUACCUGCCACAGUGAAGGUGGCUUCCUCGCCCGUCAUGGUGAGCAACCCGGCCACACGCAUGCUGAAGACCGCUGCUGCUCAGGUGGGCACCUCUGUCUCCUCGGCUGCCAACACAUCCACACGGCCCAUCAUCACAGUGCACAAGUCUGGAACGGUGACUGUGGCCCAGCAGGCCCAGGUGGUGACCACGGUGGUAGGUGGGGUCACCAAGACCAUCACUCUGGUGAAGAGUCCCAUCUCUGUCCCUGGAGGCAGUGCUCUGAUCUCUAAUCUGGGCAAGGUGAUGUCGGUUGUCCAGACCAAGCCUGUCCAGACGUCUGCAGUCACAGGCCAGGCAUCCACGGGCCCUGUGACCCAGAUCAUCCAGACCAAAGGGCCACUGCCUGCUGGAACCAUCCUGAAGCUAGUGACCUCAGCCGAUGGCAAGCCGACCACUAUCAUUACUACGACUCAGGCCAGUGGCGCCGGGACUAAACCCACCAUCUUGGGCAUCAGCAGCGUGACCCCCAGUACCACCAAACCUGGCACAACCACCAUCAUCAAGACCAUCCCCAUGUCAGCCAUCAUCACACAGGCUGGCGCCACAGCAGGUGUGAGCAGCACUCCUGGCAUCAAGUCCCCCAUCACCAUCAUUACCACCAAGGUCAUGACUUCAGGCACUGGAACUCCAGCUAAAAUCAUCACUGCUGUCCCCAAGAUAGCCACUGGCCAUGGGCAGCAAGGUGUUACCCAGGUGGUACUAAAGGGGGCCCCUGGCCAGCCAGGCACCUUCCUGCGCACGGUGCCCAUGGGAGGCGUUCGCCUAGUUACCCCCGUGACUGUCUCUGCUGUCAAGCCAGCUGUUACCACACUAGUCGUGAAGGGCACUACAGGUGUCACUACUCUGGGCACAGUGACAGGCACUGUUUCCACCAGCCUGGCCGGAGCUGGGGGCCACAGCACCAGUGCCUCCCUGGCCACGCCCAUCACCACCCUGGGCACCAUUGCCACCCUCUCAAGCCAGGUGAUCAACCCCACAGCCAUCACUGUGUCGGCUGCGCAGACUACGCUUACAGCGGCUGGUGCCCUCACUACCCCCACCAUUACCAUGCAGCCUGUGGCCCAGCCUACCCAGGUUACUCUGAUCACGGCCCCCAGUGGUGUGGAGGCCCAGCCUGUGCAUGACCUCCCAGUGUCAAUCCUGGCCUCACCUACCACUGAGCAGCCCACAGCCACUGUAACCAUCGCCGACUCGGGCCAGGGAGACGUGCAGCCCGGCACUGUGACACUGGUGUGCUCCAACCCGCCAUGUGAGACCCAUGAGACUGGUACCACCAACACGGCCACCACCACGGUUGUGGCCAAUCUUGGGGGGCACCCUCCGGUCCCCCAGGUGCAGUUUGUCUGUGAGCGGCAGGAAGCAGCUUCUCUGGUGACCUCAGCAGUGGCCCAGCAGAAUGGCAGUGUGGUGCGUAUGUGCUCCAACCCGCCAUGCGAGACGCACGAGACAGGUACCACCAACACGGCCACCACAGCCACCUCCAACAUGGUGGGCCAGCUCGGCUGCUCCAACCCACCAUGCGAGACGCACGAGACGGGCACCACCAAUACGGCCACCACUGCCACCUCCAACAUGGCAGGCCAGCUCGGCUGCUCCAACCCACCAUGCGAGACACACGAGACAGGCACCACCAACACAGCCACCAAUGCUGUGGCCAGCAUGGGUGUUGGGCGCCUGCCCUGCACGACCGCAUCUGCCCCCACCAUAGUGAGGGUCAGCCUGGCUGCUGGCAUGCCGAAAGGGGCCCAGGCUGCUGCCUCGUGCCAAACUCGCCAGACCAGCUCCACAAGCACCACCAUGACUGUCAUGGUUCCUGGCGCUGCACUGCUGGGAGGCCAGCGGCCCUGUGGCCCUGUAGCCGGCCUAAGCCAGUUGGUGUCAGUGGGGCACCCAGCUGAGGUCCCUCACAACCCUUCUGCCUCCAGCCUGGGUGCCGGGGACCCCACCGGGACUGUCACAGCUCUGGAGGCACUGUUGGGACCCGUGACACAAGUGUGCUCCAACCCGCCAUGCGAGACCCAUGAGACAGGCACCACCAACACUGCCACUACCUCAAACGCAGGUGGUGCCCAGCGGGUCUGCUCCAACCCACCGUGUGAGACACACGAGACGGGCACCACUCAUACACCCACCACUGCCACCUCCAGUGGCAGCGCAGGGCAGCCCGAGGGUGGUCAGCCACCCCCGGCCAAUCGGCCAUGCGAGACACACCAGACCACCUCCACUGGCACCACGAUGUCAGUCAGCAUGGGGGCCCUGCUGCCCGAUGCUGGGCCAUCACACAGGACCCUGGACCCGGGUGCCGAGGCAGCAGCUUCUGCUUCCCUGGCCCCACCAGCAGCCACAGCACUGCUGGCUUCCUUCCCCACACAGCGGGUCUGCUCCAAUCCACCAUGUGAGACCCACGAGACUGGUACCACGCACACAGCCACCACUGUCACCUCCAACAUGAGCUCCAGUCAAGAUCCGCCACCAGCAGCCAGUGACCAGGGAGAGGUGGAGAGCACCCAGAGUGAUAUGGCGAGUGUCACUAGCUCCAGUGUCGUCACCACCACUGUGUCAGCGCUGACUAGGGCUGUGACCACUGUGACCCAGUCCACACCUGUCCCGGGCCCCUCCGUGCCGAAGAUCUCAUCAGUGACUGAGACUGUCCCAGGGGCUCUGGCCCCCGAAGUCCCCAUCCCGGCCACGAUAACAGUGACCAUAGCCAACACCGAAACUUCUGACAUGCCCUUCUCUGCUGUUGACAUCCUGCAGCCCCCCGAGGAGCUCCAGGCCUCCCCAGGGCCACGCCCGCAGCUACCACCACGGCAACUCCUGCAGUCUGCCCCUGCGGCCCUGAUGGCUGAGCCUGCCGAGGUCCUGGCUGCCGCCCCACCGCCCGAGCUCCAGGGUGCUGUGGACCUCAGCAGCACAGCAGACCCACCAUCAGGCCAGGAGCCAGCCAGCUCGGCCGUUGUGGCCACUGUGGUGGUCCAGCCGCCUGCCCCCACCCAGUCUGAAGUGGAGCAGUUGGCACUGCCCCAGGAGCUGAUGGCCGAGGCCCAGGGGGGCACCACCACUCUCAUGGUCACGGGGCUCACCCCCGAGGAGCUGGCGGUGACUGCAGCAGCCGAAGCCGCUGCCCAGGCUGCUGCCACAGAGGAGGCCCAGGCACUGGCCAUCCAGGCUGUGCUCCAGGCUGCUCAGCAGGCUGUUAUGGCAGGCACCGGAGAGCCCAUGGACACAUCAGACGCGGCGGCGGCUGUGACACAGGCUGAGCUGGGGCACCUGGCAGGCGAGGGCCAGGAGGGCCCGGCCACCACCAUCCCUAUCGUGCUCACACAGCAAGAGCUAGCGGCCCUGGUGCAGCAGCAGCAGCUGCAGGAGGCACAGGCACAGCACCACCUCCCCACUGAGGCCCUGGCCCCAGCUGACAGCCUCAAUGACCCAGCAAUUGAGAGCAACUGCCUGAACGAGUUGGCUGGGGCAGUGCCCAGCACAGUGGCCCUGCUGCCACCCACAGCCACCGAGAGUUUGGCCCCGUCAAACACCUUCGUGGCCCCACAGCCAGUGGUGGUGGCGAGUCCUGCCAAGUUGCAGGCGGCCGCCACCCUCACUGAAGUGGCCAAUGGCAUUGAGUCCUUGGGCGUGAAGCAGGACUUGCCAGCACCCCCCAGCAAAGCCCCCGUGAAGAAAGAGAACCAGUGGUUUGAUGUUGGGGUCAUCAAGGGCACCAACGUCAUGGUGACGCAUUACUUCCUGCCCCCUGAUGACGCAGCCACAUGUGACGAUGACUCGGGUGCAGUCCCUGACUACAGUCAGCUAAAGAAACAGGAGCUCCAGCCGGGCACAGCCUACAAGUUCCGCGUGGCAGGGAUCAAUGCCUGUGGCCGGGGGCCCUUCAGCGAGAUCUCAGCCUUUAAGACGUGUCUGCCUGGUUUCCCAGGGGCCCCGUGUGCCAUUAAAAUCAGCAAAAGCCCUGAUGGUGCGCACCUCACCUGGGAGCCACCGUCUGUGACGUCUGGCAAAAUCAUCGAGUACUCGGUGUACCUGGCCAUCCAGAGCUCACAGGCUGGUGGGGAGGCAAAGAGCUCCACCCCUGCACAGCUGGCCUUCAUGCGGGUAUACUGCGGACCCAGCCCCUCGUGCCUCGUGCAGUCCUCCAGCCUGUCCAAUGCGCAUAUUGACUACACCACCAAGCCGGCCAUCAUCUUCCGCAUUGCCGCCCGUAACGAGAAGGGCUAUGGCCCCGCCACCCAAGUCAGGUGGCUGCAAGAAACAAAUAAGGACAGCUCUGGCAGCAAGCCAGCCAGCAAGCGGCCCAUGGCCUCCCAAGAAAUGAAAUCUGCUCCAAAGAAAUCCAAGGCCGACGGGCAGUGAGAGGCCGCGCCGGCACUAGCCCUUCCUCCAGCCCCCUCUGCUUCAGGACACCCCGCCAGGCCCCCCCGGCUCCUGGCCUCCACCCCUUUUGGCCCUUUGCGCUGUUUGAGAUGCCUGUACAGAAAGCACAGUUUUGGGGGGCUGCACCACUGCUGCCAAGAGGAGCCAUGCCAGGCAUUCCUGGUGCAGCUCAGCGGGCAGGACAGAUGGGGUUGGAGGGCCCAUGAAGGAACACAAUGAGCCUUGGGGGGAUCAGCAGCUAGGGGCCAACAAGCUGGGGUCCAGGUGUCCCCCUAACUUUUAUCCCACCUCCACUCAAGAGCCUUGGCGGCUCCUACCCCCACACAGGGCGACCAUCAAUUCCUCUUGGACUCUGUUCCUGUGGCAUUUGCAGCUUACCCCAUCCCAGCUCUGCCCACGCUCCCAUGGCCGCGCCCCUAUUUUCUUAGAGGCCUUUGUACUCUUCCCUUCUCCCCUGUUCCCCAUUUUCCAUAAGACAAGCAAGCGCCCGGAGCAGCUCCCAGCCCCUAUACCCCCUUGCCCCCCCAAGCAGUGUUCCAUGGCCUCCGCAGUCCUGGGUUGCGGCCAGGGAGCACCUGACAACUGCUGCAUCGUUGGGAGUUUUCAGUUGGAGCUGACCAGUUCACCUUCUCAUUGUAAUUUUAGCCUUAGUGUGUGGGGUUUGGUCCCUUUUUUUUGUUGUUAGCCGUGUACAGAAUGUGUAGCUUCUUUUCCUUUUGGCUUUUGUUUUUGCCUUUUGCCCUUGGCUAAGCCUUGGCAGGGAUCUUUAUAAAGUCGGAAUAGUUGGGGGCAGCCAGGCCAAGAAGUGGGGGGCUGAACCUCAGCCCUCCUAGGAUGAUGUAAGAGGGCUUUGGAGAGGAGUGUGGACAGUUGGAGGGGAAGCCACCCCCUUCUGGAGGCCCAAUACUCCACUCUGACCUGGAGGGAUGGAUGAGUAGACAUGCUGUCUCCUGGGCCAGAGUUGGCAGUACCAUGCCACGUGAGACUUGGGGUGCCACUUGGACUGGCCAGUGGCUUUGUGCCCUGCACCCACACUUGAGGCACUCGGCAGGAUUGAGAAGGUGCACCCCCAAUCCAUAACCCCCCAUCUCUGGAGAGCAGUAUGGUGGGGGAUCCCUGGCCAGCGGCCUCUGGCCCCUGGUUGGUUGUAUAUUUCGCCAUGGAAAUGUCACGUUUAGUCACCUUGGAGCCCAGUUGCCUGGUCCCGUUGUCCCCACCUGUCCUCCUGCGACCCUGGGUCUCUGUGAGAACAGUGCCCCCUCAUCUAUUGUAGAGAACUCCCGUGACACAAUAUCAGCAUAGUGCGAUGUCGUUUUGUGCUAUUUUGAACAAUUAAAAGACUUUUUGGAAAUAACCCUCA
This is a messenger RNA of Suncus etruscus (white-toothed pygmy shrew), 8847 nucleotides long. RefSeq names its product host cell factor C1 (gene HCFC1). The record is from RefSeq and is a predicted model, not a curated record. Gene Ontology annotation, biological process: regulation of DNA-templated transcription; chromatin remodeling. Bases 1299 to 7466 code for a protein of 2055 amino acids. Gene Ontology annotation, molecular function: transcription coactivator activity; protein binding. Gene Ontology annotation, cellular component: histone methyltransferase complex. NCBI's taxonomy places the organism in Eukaryota, Metazoa, Chordata, Mammalia, Eulipotyphla, Soricidae. The transcript has 26 exons.